This is a messenger RNA of Pocillopora damicornis (cauliflower coral), 2049 nucleotides long. Its product is annotated as substance-K receptor. Gene Ontology annotation, biological process: G protein-coupled receptor signaling pathway. Lineage: Eukaryota; Metazoa; Cnidaria; Anthozoa; Scleractinia; Pocilloporidae. Gene Ontology annotation, cellular component: plasma membrane. The record is from RefSeq and is a predicted model, not a curated record. Gene Ontology annotation, molecular function: G protein-coupled receptor activity.
UCAAAUUUUGUUUUCAAGUCCUGGUUGCCUGAUUUUAGCGUGCAGAGUGUGGAAGUCAAUGGCAGACGAAAGUGCAACAACUGAUUCUGAAACAAGUCCUCAAUUGAGCCUCACGAUUAAAGUGAUUUUCAUUUUGGCCUCGUCUGUUACCAUCCUGGUGUCUGUGAUUGGAAACUCAUUAGUGAUCUACAUCGUAUUCAAGAACCAAACCAAGAGAACAUCAACCAACUGUCUAAUAGUGAGCUUAGCUAUAAGUGAUGUUUUAAUAACUAUGAUUCAGGCUCCCUUAUUAAUUUUAUACCUUUGCAUUGGAGAUGAAGCGAAUGGCUGUUACCUGGGAAAUGUUUCUGACAUUUCUCGUAGAAUGUUGGCGUUCGGAGUUUCUAUAUUACUUUAUUCCUCAAUUUUCAACAUGGUUACCAUCGCCAUCGAUCGAUUUCUAGCCGUCAUCCGACCACUGACAUACAAAGUCUCAUCAAAAUGGCUGGUGAAAGUAGGAAUUCCUCUCGUAUGGUUGAGUUCAUGUUUGCUAUCACUAGAGGGUGUGUUGACACUACAAGAUGGGAACGCUGAAUCAUCAAGUGGAAGAAGCCGUUUUGCACUGUUUUCGUCCUUAGUAUUUUUGGUCAUCUCGUUGAUCGCGUUGAUUGUCCUCUAUUCUGUAAUUUGUUAUCGUCUUUGGAGAAGAAGCAUUCCUGGCGAAGUUUCCAGUAAUCAGCAAGCACUUGCUACUCGUACAGCACGGAAGGUCACCAUAUUAAUGAUUUUCAUUGUAGCCGUGUUUUUUCUUUCAUGGGCACCAAUUUUUAUGUCUAUGCUCGCAGAAGUAAUUGAGAUUAAUUUCGCUUAUGAGUCAAUCAUGAGAGAAUAUCCAUUUUUAACUGCUAUAAGUUUCUGGUUAGUCGUAAACAACAGUGCUUGUAACUCGUGUUUGUAUUUCCUAUUUAUCGAAAGCUUCCGUCAAGGUCUAAAAUUAUUAUGUUCAAAUUGUCGACCUCCUCGGUUAAGACUACGUAGGUUUCGAUGGAAGUACGAAACAGGAGAACGAAUUAGAAACAGGCAAGCUGUGAACGUUCUGAAUCCGGAGGAAAGGGCUGUUGAAUUGAGGACAUUCUGUAAUACCCACAUUACACAAGUUACACCUCUUCAAUAGUAGAACAUAAAGUUGAAAUUGUGCAUCAAUUUCUUAUGUGCGCAGUCCGCUCCAUUUUACUUCAUCUAACAUGAAAAACAUUUAUCGUCCCUCGUAAAAUCAUGUCAACCGUCUAUAUCUGGUUGAGCAUUUUGAUUUUGUCUGUCUAAAUAAAAUGACGAACUAGUCCACAAAGGCAUAUGUGUUAGACUGUAACAAGUAAGAUCAAAAGAUUGUUCUUUUUAUAAUAAGUGACUGAAUUCAGUUCGUGACAAGACUUGAGAGAGUCAUCGAGCAGAAAAAUUCAGGGUGAAAAUGUAGCAGUAAAUACUGAGAAUGCUAUUUAAAAUUCAGGGAUUGCUUAUCAUGACGAAUGAAACAAGAACCUCAGUAAAAAGGAAUUGUAAUCAUUUACAUUUUACAACGAUGAAAAUAGGGUAAGUAGCACAUAGAGGUUUAAUAAAUGAGAGCUAUUGUGUCUGUGUGUGUGUGUCAAGAAGACCUGAUCCGGCAAUAAAGAGCUUCGUAAGUUUGUAAUAUAAUGCAGUGUAUUUUAGAGUAUGUAAUGUAUUCCUAAAACCAAGAACGUUGGUGGAAAUUGCUGUGACUUUAAGCCAUCUGAUUUUGCCGCGAACAAAUCAAUUUUGUUCCAAUCCUGGUUCUCUCGAGGUUAGGCGCUCGAGAAAGUUGUUUUUAUCGUACUUCAGGGCUUGCUGUACAAAACACAGAUUGAACAACUACAACAACGGAGACAAUGAAGCUCAUAUAACACAUUCAUUGUUAAGGACGCGAAAUCAUUUCCUCAAGAUUUCUGCUCAGGCACUCUCAGCGUUGGAGGCUUGCUACAAGUUUUGAAAAAUACCAUUUAGUUAAUGAUUAUUUCGUUCCCUGAUUGAUUUCAGAGACUUAUCCUAACU